AUGCUGGAUGACGAGCAUCUGCAGGGAAAGGUGAGUAUGCGUGCUGGUAGCAAUCGUGACGGGACCGCACCGGAGCAUGACGAGGACUUUUUUGGAGUUUGGCGAGAUUCGUUGGAUGCCACAACCCAGCCCAGCACUGCAGCAUGUGGAGUCGACGACGCAGCUGGAAGUGACAUCAUUUCAAAGGGCUUCACCUUCAAAGCUCCCCUGCAAGUCUGGAGCCACGAGGUCACGUGUAACCCAGCAAAGCACGAGCCUCUGCCGUCUAUCGGUACGUACCUUAUCCUGACAUGGCGCUCUGAUACCUAG
Molecule: messenger RNA, 309 nt
Organism: Neurospora tetrasperma FGSC 2508
Lineage: Eukaryota; Fungi; Ascomycota; Sordariomycetes; Sordariales; Sordariaceae
Exons: 1
Coding region: 1-309 (102 amino acids)
Source: RefSeq, a predicted model, not a curated record